CCCGGGAAUCUGAAGCAGCGUCACCAUUUCGCGGCUGGCUCAGCAGUUUAAAACCUGAGCGGCUCUACUCCGCUUCACUCUUUCUCCCUAAUCAGAGACAAGAAACAAAAUGGCAAGAACCAAGCAGACCGCUCGUAAAUCCACCGGAGGCAAAGCCCCCAGGAAGCAGCUGGCCACCAAGGCUGCGCGUAAGAGCGCCCCGGCCACCGGCGGCGUGAAGAAGCCUCACCGUUACAGGCCCGGUACCGUGGCUCUGAGAGAGAUCCGUCGCUACCAGAAAUCUACGGAGCUGCUGAUCCGCAAGCUGCCCUUCCAGCGCCUGGUGAGAGAAAUCGCUCAGGAUUUCAAGACCGACCUGCGCUUCCAGAGCUCCGCUGUCAUGGCUCUGCAGGAGGCAAGCGAGGCCUACCUGGUCGGCCUUUUUGAGGACACCAACCUGUGCGCCAUCCACGCCAAGAGGGUUACCAUCAUGCCCAAGGACAUCCAGCUGGCCCGCCGUAUCCGCGGAGAGAGAGCUUAAACCAAUGCUGCUCCACUGACCAUAACAACGGCUCUUUUAAGAGCCACUUCACUGCACUCAAGACAAAUCUCCUCCGCUGCCCUCCUCGUUAAAGACUGUUAAUACAUAUAAAACACUAAAUAAUUGACUGCAGGGUUAAAGGUACAUAUCAAUACCAUUGAAGUAUUAAAUAAAUUAACUACAGUUUAUUACAAGAAAUAUUUUUACCGGUUUAUACAUGCAACAUUGUUUGGUAGUUUUACCACACUAACUGACAACUUUCACAAGAAGGGUUACAGAAAAAGAUUUGUUACAUUAAUAGCUCUGCAAAGAAUACACAUUGGAAAUUAUGCAAGCUAAGACCCGGCCUGCUAUUAAUCUAAAAUAGAUUAGUAUUGCUACUUUCACUUCGUCUGUCAAAUGGAACCAUGGUCAGAGCUGCAAUGAAAUCAAAUAUUCAUUUCAAAUGAGAUGACUUAGCUUCGUCUGAGAAACUGAUCUACUCGGCGUAAACAGCUUAAGCUAUUGAAAACGGGGCCUUUGGUAAACCAUUCCAAAACAAGUCUCCCAGGGAUUGCAGCCCAUAUACACAAGUGAAAUCUAUGCAGCCUUGAACAUAAUCGUAACGGUUGCAUUACAGGAAUUAAUCAACUGGACAUUUAUACCCCACUAAUAUAGUCUUGUGAUGGAAAAGGUUUAGUAGAACUGAAUGCUAUGAACACAAAUAUCACUAGCAUCAAGAGGGCCGAGGUUCCUAUCAGAGCCGAGGAUGUGUCAUGCUGAGGAUGCUGGAGAGUCAUUCUAGAGUUGGGACUCAAUUUUAUAUCCAUGUUUAAAUAAUACAUUUUACGCAAUAUUCACUUCAAGCAAGGAUCAAAUUAAUAUUGUGGCACAGUUCUCUCAUUUAUUACAAAAGUAUCAUUUAUUUAGCAGAAUAUGCAUUUUCUCUGCUGUCUGAUUUAGUAAAUACCAACUUUGGCUCUUUACAUUAACACUAGGAUACAUGUUUAUGUAUAUUAUUUGGAUCAUUAUUUGUGUAAAAUAAUCAUUAAAACAUGACAAAUGUGUUUGGAAAACGAUUUGUCUCACGAGUGAGAUAUCUUUCAACCUGUCCAUAUUUUACCCACUGAUGAAUAAGAUAAGUGGUACGAGUUACAUGUAU
Molecule: messenger RNA, 1661 nt
Organism: Pleuronectes platessa (European plaice)
Lineage: Eukaryota; Metazoa; Chordata; Actinopteri; Pleuronectiformes; Pleuronectidae
Product: histone H3
Exons: 1
Coding region: 110-520 (136 amino acids)
Cellular component (GO): nucleosome
Molecular function (GO): structural constituent of chromatin; DNA binding; protein heterodimerization activity
Source: RefSeq, a predicted model, not a curated record